UGAUCGAGUGAGUGAGUGAUAGCACCAGAGAAGUAAUAUUGCUCCACAAGUUUUAUGGCAGAAUUUGACUUAAAUAUUUUUACAAUCGGAAUCUUUUUUCAUAAUUCUGUGGGAGGAACUACAGAAGGAGUUCUUUGAUUUUGUUCGUUUUUUCCACUUAUGUUCUUUGGAUCACAGUGUGCACAGAACAGAAAAUGCAGAGAUGACACACAGGAGGAUAGAUUUAAGAUCAUCUACUGUAAAUAUGACGUACGAUCGGUUAGGUGAGGUAGGGGACAAGGAGAGAGGACCGCCCAACCACUGUAGAGUCAUCCAGCAGGGCACGGAGGAAGAGCUGACCCUUUAUGGCUACCAGAACUCUGCAUGUAAGGCCGCUCUCUUCUAUCUCCUGACUCUCAUCACCCUUGGAAUUUUUUAUCUCAUCUCCUACUGGAAGCCAGAGUGGCGGGUCUACUGGAAGAGUAGAAAGUCUGCUUUGUCAGAUGCUGAUGCUCUUAUAUUAAAGGAUGCUGAUGGCCAAAUUCACGUAGCAAUAGUUGAAUCAGAAACCGUUGAGUCUGGGUUCCCAUCACAGUAUGUGGUGUCCUCUCACUCCUUUAAUGGUGUGUGUAAUGGGGCCCAUAACGGAGCAUCAGAUGUCACUCAUCUCACUCAGCCACUUCACAGAGUUUUACGUUACUUUAUAUUUCAACACAUCAAGUACAUCUGGACUCCUGAGAAGAUGACAUUUACUCGCCUUUACGGUUAUGAUCAAAAUACUCCAAUCAAAUCUUUACUAAAUGACUUCAGAGGUUUUACUGCCCAAGAGCAAAUGCAAAGACAAAUACUUUAUGGACUCAACAUGAUAAGUGUGGAGGUCAAGUCUUAUUGGCAUCUCUUAGUAACGGAAAUUCUAAACCCAUUUUACGUCUUCCAAAUUGCAUCGAUAACUCUGUGGUCUUUUGACAACUACGUCCUCUAUGCCACGUGCAUCUUCCUGGUGUCUUGCCUUUCCAUCAUUGUCUCUCUCCAUGAAACUCGUAAGCAAAGUCAGUCUGUGCAUGACAUGGUGGAGGCCUCCAACACCAGUAAUAUAUCAAUACUACGAGCUACUCCUGAAGAAACCACAGUUGAAGUGGAGGUCAAUGCCACAGAACUUGUUCCAGGAGAUGUUGUGGUCCUUCCUUCUACUGGAUGCUCUAUGCCCUGUGAUGCUGUUCUCAUAUCUGGCAAUGCUAUUGUUAAUGAAAGCAUGCUCACAGGUGAGAGUGUUCCUGUUACUAAAACGCCAAUAACAUUGUCUGAGGAGAAUGAGAUCUAUUUACCCAAGAAGCACAAACGGCACACACUCUUCUGUGGAACAUCAGUCAUCCAGACAAGGUACUACGGCAGUGCUCAGGUUCUGGCAGUUGUGGUGCGAACAGGCUUUAAUACGGCAAAGGGAGAACUAGUGCGGUCUAUCCUAUACCCGAGGCCAUUGGAUUUUAAGUUUUAUAAAGAUGCAAUGAAGUUUAUCCUGUUAUUGUUUUUCAUAGCAUCCAUUGGCAUGUCAUACUCUAUCUACAUCUACAUUUUACACAAGGAGGGUAUAGUGAAGACCAUCGUGCGAACACUAGAUAUUGUGACCAUCGUGGUGCCCCCAGCUCUUCCUGCAGCCAUGACGGUUGGUACUUACUAUGCCCAAAGUAGACUGAAGAAGAAAGGAAUAUUUUGUAUAUCUCCACCAAGAAUAAAUGUCUCGGGAAAAACCAAGCUUGUGUGUUUUGACAAGACUGGCACCUUGACUGAGGAUGGACUAGAAGUGUGGGGUGUGGUGGAGGUAGAGGGCAGCCACAUGGGAACACCUGUCAUGGAUGUAUCAAGUGUUCAGCACACAUCUCACCUUGUUGCUGCUAUGGCCACGUGUCACUCCCUCACCUACCUCAAUGGACAGCUAACGGGAGACCCGUUAGAUGUUAAAAUGUUUGAGGCAACAAAAUGGGCGCUGGAGGAGCCGGUUGAAGACGACACACACCGAUUUGAUAACCUAAUUCCCACUCUUGUUCGUCCUCCUGCAUCGUCUCUCCCAUCUUCUCCCAUCUCCGUUUCUUCCAUUCCACCUCCUCUCCCACCAAGUAUCAGCACUUCCCCUACUCAUGGCACCACUGUCUCCACCUCUCCUCCUCCCAGUGCUAUUGUCUCCAUUUUUCCUCCUCCUCCUCCUCCCAGCACUGUCUCCACCUCUCCUCCUCCCGGCAUCACUGUCUCCACCAUCUCUCCUCCUCCCGGCACCAUUGUCUCCGCGCACACUCCACUUGCUGGCUCCACUCUCGUCGUCCACACUCUCACAGAUGGUAGUGGUGGUGGUACUAUUUCUGUUGAUGGCUUGGUUGAUCUACAAGAUGUCAGCUUAUUGCAGCAGAGUUUGGAAGAACCAACCCAAGGCAGCUCCAACUAUGACCAGAUGACCCCUGCUGUGGUCAAGCCCAGUAACAGAGAAAUGUACAUGGAUCCACCGAACAUCACAAACAUUGUCGAGACACCAUUCCAGGUUCCUUAUGAGAUUGGCAUUGUGCGCCAGUUUCCGUUCAGCAGCAGUAGUCAACGAAUGUCAGUCAUAGUGAGGAUGCUGGGCCAACAACACAUGGAUCUGUAUGCUAAAGGGGCUCCUGAGGUGAUUCAGUCUCUCUGCCGACCUGAAUCAGUACCAGAUGACCUGGGACCUAUCCUAACCCAGUACACGGUGCAAGGUUUCCGUGUCAUAGCUCUUGCCUACCGCACAAUAAAGACUAAGCUAUCCUGGCACGCUGCUCAGAGAAUUUCCAGGGAUCAGGUUGAAUGUGAUUUAACAUUUGUGGGGCUGUUGAUACUACAGAACAUGUUGAAGCCAGAGACAAAACCAGUCAUAUGUCAGCUACAGAAGGCCAAUAUAAGGACAGUUAUGGUCACAGGAGACAAUAUUCUAACAGCCAUCAGUGUAGCCAGAGACUGUUGCAUGGUGGGUGUCACUGACCACGUCUAUGAGGCCAAAGUAACACCACCAACUUGUGACCAUCCAUCAUCACUCACUUUUGAGCCAGCUGACUCCCCUGACAUGAUAGUUCACCCAGCUGCUCAGGAUGUGAGUAUAAUGUCCAUUAACAUGGAUAGCAUCAGUCCAAAGUACCAUUUUGCUGUCACUGGCAAAGCCUGGGCUUUGAUAUGUCAGCACUUCCCAGACCUGGUACCAAGAAUCAUCGCACGAGGGACAGUGUUUGCCCGGAUGUCACCUGACCAAAAAGCUCAGCUUGUUGAGGAAUUACAAGCCAUUAACUACAUAGUGGCCAUGUGUGGUGAUGGUGCAAAUGACUGUGGGGCACUGAAAGCUGCUCAUGUAGGCAUAUCAUUGUCGGAGGCUGAAGCAAGCGUGGCUGCCCCCUUCACCUCCCACACCAACAACAUUGAGUGUGUGCCUCAGGUUAUAUGUGAGGGUCGAUGUGCUCUCACUACCAACUUCUCAGUCUUCAAGUACAUGGCUCUCUACAGUAUCAUCCAGUUUGUCUCUGUUCUUAUCCUGUACUCGGCUUACACCAAUCUCUCCGACCCUCAGUUCCUCUAUAUUGAUCUCUUCAUUGUAACUGUGAUAGCAAUCUUCAUGGGUUACACUGGACCCAAUCUUGAGCUCGUGGCAGUAAAACCACUCGGCAACCUGCUUGGGGCUGUCAACAUGUUUUCCAUCCUGUCCCAGAUCUUCCUUGUCAUCCUUUUCCAAGUCAUCGCUUAUUUUUAUCUUUUGCAACAGUCCUGGUUUGUGCCUAACAAACCUACUGAGAUUGGAGAGGUGGAUAACGUAGUGAGCUGGGAGACAGCCACCAUCUUCUAUGUUUCAAGUUUCCAGUAUCUGACACUCUGUAUUACAUACUCCCCUGGACGACCUUUUAGGAAACCACUUGUCACUAAUGUUUGGCUGACAGUAUCACUGUUAAUACUGACAGUGACGACCCUAUUGAUGCUGCUGUGUCCGUGGUCAUGGCUGAUGACCUUAAUGAAGAUAAAGUACUCGUCAGAUAAAUACAUGAUGUUUAGGAUUGCUCUUCUCCUCAUUGUUGCUACACACUUUGUCGUCUCCAUCAGCGCAGAGUAUUUUCUAGCAAGUAGUCGCAGCCUGAAGAAAUGUUUCCAGUGGUUGAUGUGUAAGCGUGAACCCAAGAAUAAGUAUAAGACUGUGUUGCGGGACAUGGACGAGGACCCCAGCUGGCCCCCUAUAGGAACACCUGUAUUUAGUUUUCAGGGAACAUGACAGUUUAAGUGAAGUACUUGUAGUUUCUAUGUUAAAUAGGUUGUGGGUAAGGUUUCGUACAUUAUUUUUUAUGUGAUCAGUGGUUGUAGUGCUAAUCUCUUUUUUAAUCAAAAUAAUUCAAAUUUACUUUUUUACAAAUUAAUGUAUGGUAGCAAACUUGUUAUUAUUGUAGCCAAAGGCACAUAUGAUAUAUAGAAAUGUAUAGCAUUUAAAAAUAAUAUUUUUUUAAAAGUAGUUUCAAAUAAAGAUGUUUUUAUUAUAAAGAUGCAAACAUGAAAAUAUUUAUAGUAUUAUAUUUUGAAGUGAAAGUGGAUGGGAACUAUUUGACCUCUGUAUGUGUUAUUGAUAUACAACAUAUGGUGGACAUCUACACUUUAUUACGAGCUAAAACUUAAUGGUUUAUGCAUUAUGAUAUUUUUUAAUACUUAUUGUACCUGAUGUAACAUUACAAAACAUUAUUACAUGUAUACUAAAUUGAUGAUCAUUAGUUAUGAUCAGCGUUGUACGCGUCAACGAAAAAAGUGGCGGCGCCAGCGUCAGUGUAAACGGCCGAUAAAUUUGAUGCUGUCAGCGUCGGCGUAAACGAUUUCAUAAAUUGACACCAUUAACGUCAGCGUCAACACCUUGCGGCAACGAGUUUUCAGUGACAUACAAAUGCAGCCCUGAAAUGCGUAUUCUCCUGUGUAUGGGAGUAACAUAUGCAAAAUAAAAAAUAUUCAUUCAUUUUUAAUCAGUUAUUAUGAUUUAUAUUAUAUCAUUUUAAUUCAUUUGUUCCCCUGCAAGAGUACGAGCAUCUCAAAAUGCUUGUAGAAAGCUGCGCUGGCGGCGGGCACGGCAAAAUUUUUCCCCUUUGUCUUUAUAACAAGAUACUGUUAUUGAAAAUCGAACUUGGAAAAAUAAACAUUUUUAAAGUUGGCGAACAAAUUGAUGCUUGACGCUCCGCUCGGGUGAAAAGUUGACUACGUCACCUGUAGCGUCACCUGCCCAAAAAAAUUGAUGGCGUCAGCAUUAACAAAAAGUUGCCGCCGUCCAUUGAUGGCGUUAAAUUAACGGCGUCAACGUACAACACUGAUUAUGACAAUGUAGCAUCAUUGUUUAGGGAUACAAAUUUGUAAAAAGGUUUAGUGUACAGUCCAUCCUAAUGGUGCCUAACACCAACAGCCCAAAAAUAUGAUAAAGAUCAGGGGAUUCAACACCCUCUACAGACACCCCAUUUUGACCAACAGAUCUGACCAGUUACAAAUUAGUCUAAUUUUGGCACAUUAUAUUUUACUUGUACUUAUCCUGCUCUCUCUCAUUUUGCCUCUUCAUAAGUGCUGACUUUCCACAUAUAUCUUGGGCAGUAGACAGUUACAUUGUAUGUUAUCAGAGUUAGCUACAUCUAACAAAAUACAGUAUGUGAUUUUCCAUUCCCUAAAGUACCACUUUUUUUUCCUAUGUUACUCAAGGUACAGGUUAAUAUAAAAUACAAUAUUUUAAGAUUUUUUCAAUUUGUUUUCGAUACAGUAAGCCCUCUUCCAAUGCAUAUUUCUCCAGCUCAGAUUCACUUGUACAGUAUGGUCUCACAGUAUGUGUAUCCAUAGUACACAACCCUGCUUACAUGUGGCAGACCCUCUGAACCACCCUUACACUUGGGUCUCGCUCUCACACAAGCAUCUUUUGCUACUUAUGUGGGGAUCCCAGGGACAUUACCCUUGGUACACUGUGCAUGUUCUUGUACUUUCUAAAUCUAUCACUCUCCCAUGCCUUUUUCUCACUUAGCAUCCUACACACUUUCUCCCUCCCUUGUAAGCUGUAAUCGCACUAAUACUCUUUUUCUGUAUUUAUCUACUUUGUACUGUUUUUUUUUUUUU
Homarus americanus (American lobster) is the source of this 6090-nucleotide messenger RNA. Its product is annotated as polyamine-transporting ATPase 13A3-like. The transcript is spliced from 25 exons. NCBI's taxonomy places the organism in Eukaryota, Metazoa, Arthropoda, Malacostraca, Decapoda, Nephropidae. Gene Ontology annotation, cellular component: membrane. The coding region runs from base 203 to 4237 and encodes 1344 amino acids. Gene Ontology annotation, biological process: intracellular calcium ion homeostasis. The record is from RefSeq and is a predicted model, not a curated record. Gene Ontology annotation, molecular function: P-type ion transporter activity; ATP hydrolysis activity; ATPase-coupled monoatomic cation transmembrane transporter activity.